GAGAAAGUAGACUGUCUUUUUCUUUCUGCAGGCUCUUUCCUUUCAACGCAACAGUUGACGUUGAACAAAUACACCAUUGCAAUAGCAAUGGUUGAAUGAUUUUCUCAAAGCUGCGCUGAGAAGCUCCUAUACUGGUCAUGAUCGUUCCGUGUGUCAACGUUGUCUCAAGCCAUGCGAAUCCUCUCACAAAUGCAACACUUCUGAUUCAUCACGAACUAUUUAGGAUGCUUAGACUCGCAGGGCUUCAUAAUGAUGAUGUCUUGUUCGUUCAUAAUUUUUGCUUUAGCAGCCAAGGCGAUUUGGUUGGCCCUCCUGCUAUGUUUUACGGCUACUUAUGGUUACUUUCGGUUACUAAAAAGGUGGAAUCAUUGAUCAAUAUCCUCGGACGACUAUCGAUCUUGGCGGGUGGGGUAUGCAACACACGUUUCAUUUCUCUCAGGCUGUUCCAAUUUACGCGCCGUCUCUUCUUCUUUCACCAAUCCUGCUGACUCUUUUCGGUCUCGUUCUUCCGCUGGACGAGUGUCCUCAUAUAACUUAACUGGUGGACCACACGUUCUCUACUUGUAUUCGCAUCUAACUCUAAAGCCUGGUUGAUCACUAUGGAGUCUGGCAUGCUGGCGUACGGAUUGUUGGCAUUCGCCACAGUCGCCUAUCUCUUCAGAUGGUUGAUGCCUCCUAAAUCGAGCUUGCCAGACAUCCCUGCAGUGACACCAACGACACCAAUUUUGUCCUUCUGGGGUUCAAUCAAGAAUUUGACGCACAAUAAGGAGUUGAUUUUAGAAGGUUACCAUAAGUACAAAGGUCGCGCUUUCAAGGUCCCAGAGCUCUUCCGCUGGCAUGUCAUCGUUACUGGACCUAAACUAGUGGACGAGCUGCGUAAAGCGCCUGACGAGAUGCUCAGUUUCAAAGACGCGGUUAUUGAGCAAAUCUCGAUGGAUUGGACAUUUGGUCCAGCAAUCAUGGGCAAUCCCUAUCAUAUCCCACUCAUUCGCUCGAACUUAACCAGGAAUCUGGUCGUUCUAUUCUCAGGUGUUCGAGAAGAACUAAUGGCGGCAUUUAAUGAUGCUAUUCCUCCUAGUGAUGAUUGGAUUGCCGUCCCUGCGCUUGAGACCCUGAUGACGAUCGUGUCUAGGACGAGCAACAGGAUCUUUGUCGGACUCCCUACCUGUCGUAACCCAGACUACGUCGAUUUGAACAUCAAGUUUACCAUCGAUGCCGUCACUACCGGUAUCAUGCUUAAUAUGGUUCCUGCUUUCCUCCGACCAAUCGUGGGGAGGCUACUCACAAGUGUGCCCAAGAGCAUAGAACGAGGCGUUAAACACCUUGGACCUGUUAUUAAAGAACGAUACAGAAUGGUCGAAGAAUAUGGACAUGACUAUGAGGGCAAACCUAAUGACAUGUUGAGCUGGCUUAUCGACGAAGCGGAAGGUGUAGAGACGGGUGCUAGAGAGCUCGUUCUCCGAAUCCUCUCAAUUAAUUUUGGCGCUAUUCAUACUUCAUCUAACAGUUUCACGCACGCACUCUAUCGCCUAGCUUCCAACCCAGAAUGGACCCUUACCUUGCGCGAGGAAGUUGAACAGGUUGUCAAAGAAGAAGGAUGGACAAAGAACGCUCUACAGAAGAUGCACAAAGUUGACAGUUUCCUCAAGGAGUCUCAACGAUGUGACGGACUCGGUAGUGUCUCAAUUACUCGUCUUGCCGUUCAAGAUUUCACCUUCUCCGACGGAACGUUCAUCCCUAAAGGAACAUUCGUCUCAGCGGCGAUGAUGCCUAUACAUCAUGAUGAAGAGUUCUACGAAAACCCCGAGAUGUUCAACCCGUGGCGAUUCGCCGAGAAGAGAAGCGGUGAAGGCGAGGAGUUGAAACAUCAACUGGUCUCGACGAAUACGGAAUACAUCACGUUCGGACAUGGGAAGCAUGCUUGCCCGGGACGUUUCUUCGCUGCGAACGAACUCAAGGGUAUGCUUGCACAUGUGGUGACUACCUACGACGUCAAAUUGGAGAAAGACGGAGAAAUUCCUCCGCCCAGUUGGAUCGCUCAAUCUCUGGUGCCUAAUAGGACAGGGAAGGUUUUAUUCCGGAAGCGGCGAGACUGAGCAGCUGUGUGUAGAUAACUCUAAGUUCCUUCUAUACUCACGUGUGGAUGUUUCUCUACUCCCCUGUUUUGUGCUAUGGACACCGGUGUCGAGUAUCAAAUGAGUUGCAGCUCGAAGUAAGCUGAUGAUCACUAAUCUCCCGAAGCCCGUUUAGGUAGGGAUCAUGCAUUAUAAAGCACAGCGCGGCAA
Messenger RNA from Somion occarium, 2285 nucleotides. The record is from the annotation of a GenBank genome assembly. Lineage: Eukaryota; Fungi; Basidiomycota; Agaricomycetes; Polyporales; Cerrenaceae.